AGAGCCGCCUCCUCCGCCCAUUCCUCCUCUCCUCGCCCUCGCACUCAGCGCGUUGCAUGGACACGGCCUGCCUCGACCUCAAUAUACCUUUCUCAUGCUAGGCACUCGCUCCUCUCCGUUUCCUGCCGUCCAUCUGCCCUUAUCGACGCCUCCCUCCAUUGCUGCCCAUUCUGCACCCGGACACGCAGCCCUUUCUUUCUGGCCACCGGGCCCCAAUAACCACCUAACCCCUUCUGCAAGCAGGUAGCUCGUCGAUAUCCGCCGUCGGAUUCGUCUCGCGUCGCUGUCGACAGCCCUACUUUGGUCGUUUGCGCAUCGGGCGUCAUGCGAUCCAAAGGACCGAAAGCCUGAGCACCCAAAUAUUCGAACACCGCUUUGUCUCUGUGCGCCGGCCGGAUUAUGACAGACGUCUCGUCGGUCAAGGCGCAUGCUGAUCCUCAGCCGGCUCCCGUCGCCUUCUACGGUGGCCCUCCACCCCCCGCUUUCACCAACGGCUCCCCUGCGCUAGACGGGACCAUCGACGAGGAAGAGUCGUCGACCAUCAAGUGCAUAUGUGGCUUCUCGGACGAUGACGGAAACACUGUCUUGUGCGAGAAGUGCGAUACGUGGCAGCACAUCGUGUGUUACUACCAGUCUGCCCACCGUGUGCCAGAUGUCCACGAGUGCACAGACUGCCUUCCUAGACCCAUCGACGCCAAAGCUGCCACCGAGAAGCAGCGAGUACGUCGAGAGUUCUUCCACAUUGACGAGCCCAAAAUCCGGCCGAGAACCACAACCAAGAGCCACAAGAAGAGAGCAAAGGAUCCUCUCGGAUCGGUGCAGCCCAAUGGCUGGGCCGUCCAUUCGAACACUGACCUCCAUUACAACUCCGAACGGAAUAGCGGAAGCCCUCGGGAGCAACCACCGCCUGCCAAACGGCCGAAAACCAGCCAUCGGACAUCGGGUUCGAUCAACAUGAUGAGCCAAGCACCUGCGCUCGCUCCUGGGUCGCGCAAACGAGGCGGUUCGAUUAUGUUUAAUGGCCACAGCCCCGUCAAGUCCCCCGCUAACCCGGAUGGCCCGAUCGAAGAAUUCUCGCUCGAAUUCAUGAAUCUAUAUCGCCAGCAAGAGCCACGUUCCGCCGACACCAACUCAUAUACCGAUCUUCGAGUCGCAAACGACAUAGCACUAUGGCUCAGCGACCGAGACGCUCUCGCCGAGGCCACAGGAGGCAAGACACCAGCCGAUGUCUUCAUGAGCAUUGGGACUACAAUCGAAGACAUGGAGGCUUCCCAUGCGCCAGUCAUCACCAAACAGACAGAUGAAGACCCCAGCAUAACAGCACACGGACUUCAUCCACAAUGGCAUCUCCUCACGGUCGAGACGUUCGUCGCUUCAAGCGGUUUCAUUGGCGAGCUCAAAGGUCGCAUCGGCAGAAAACAAGACUACUUCUCAGAUCCCCUGAACCGGUGGGAGUUACUACGACAUCCGGAACCAUUCGUUUUCUUCCCUCCCCAUCUCCCCAUCUAUAUCGACACACGGCAAGAGGGGACGAUACUUCGCUACACCAGGAGGAGCUGCAAGCCAAACAUGGCGAUGAAAAUCCUAACCCAGGGCCCCGAGGGCGGUUAUCACUUCUGCUUCCUUGCAAUGCGCGACAUCGCACCAGGCGAGGAGCUCACUGUAGGUUGGGACAUUGACUCUGCUGUGCGGCUCCAGCUACAAAAGGUCGUCACAAACGGUGACAUCCAGAAGGAAGGCUUCAAGAAGAUCCAGCCAUGGGUGACGUGCGUGCUCGCCAACUUUGGCGGAUGCGCUUGUGACAAUUCAGACGGUUAUGAAUGUCUUCUUGAGCGCGCUCGUCGCAGUACCAGCAGUUACGCAGAACCAGUACAGCCUCCCAAGACGAUGAAAGGCAGGAAGACCAAGAAAGGUCAAGUUUCCCCACUCAGCACGGGCCUUGCCACAAAUAGCCGCGCCGGCAGCGAAGCCUACCAUCGCGACGCGCAUGACGACGACAACAACAUGGACACCAGGUCUACUUCUGAUGGCGGGAACGGCAAGAUGUCAGAGCGCGAAAGGCGAAAGUUGCAGCAGCAAGAACGGCUGUUCGAGCAACUGGAGUACGAUGAACAACACAAGGGAAGACGGGGGAAGAGGAACAGUGCUGGGUCAACACUUAACACGCCUAGCCUCUCAUCCUCCAAACAACUCGGACAUCCAGAACCGUCGCCUUCCGCUCGAAACCCUCGGGAACAUGCCAAUGGAGUGGCUCGUAAGACUUCAGGCAGCUCGACAAGGACCAAUGGGCGUGCUACGCAGAAGCCAAAGCCCAUUUACGUGGAUAGCUCCACCCAGACUGAGGAUGACAGGCCUAGCGCAGACCCUCCUACGCCGGCCAAGGCGAGGAUAAUCAGGCCGCCCUUGUCGUUCAAGCGCAGGCUCCUCCAGCAAGCUCAGGAAGACAAAAUGCAAAGGGAACGCAUUCGGUCAGCAUCAGUCAAACUGGAAGCCAAGUCGCCGGCUCUCAAGGAUGUUACUUCGGGCAAGCCCUCGCCAGUGGCCUCAUCCGCUCCCCUCGAGGAACCUACCGCUAUGGACAUCUCUAUCGAGCCUUUCGUGGAGCCUAAACCCAAGGAACCUGCUCCCGCAGCACCCGUUGAUGUGGAGAUGAAGGACGCUGAGGAGACAACCAUUCCAAAGCUGACAUCUCUAAAGAUCGAAGAAAUGCCAGAUGCAUCAAAUCCAGAGCCUUCGUCCGAAACUUCGCAUCCUCCAAUACCACCGGGUCCUACGCCGUGGGAUUCAAAUACCACGACGCAGGCGACAUCGACUGCCGUCUCCGCACCAACCCAGCCACCUCAAAGACCUGCUGAUAUGCGCCUCGAGAUGCCGGUCAAACCAGAUCUGGCAGCUUCUAUAUCUUCCGCUAAUUCCGUUGUUACUCCGGGGUCCGUCUCAAGCAUCCUAACCGGUAGUGCAAUCGCACAAUCGCCGAUGAGUGCCGCACCUGCUGCGUCACCGUUCUCUCCCGCCGUUGCCAACGCAGUCACACCGGGUCCCGCGCGAAAGAAACUCAGCUUAAGCGAUUACACAAGCCGAAGGGCGAAGCUAGCACAACAAUCCUCUAACACCAGUACUACUACGCCCUCACUCGUGCAUUCGCAAUCAACGAGCUCGCCGACGAUGAUGAAUUCGAGCUUACCUAACAAUAGAUCGCCAUCGAGCAAGAGCGCUGAGCCGCCGUUAGCACCGGUAACAGAGGAACCAAAACCCACCGCACCCACAACCUCAUCCUCCACUUCCACUUCGACAUGAGCGUUAAAUCCCCGCUCCUUCGAUGCACGUUUUCUUUGUUCGACACGGCAGGGCGCUCAGCGGGGCACUGAGCGCCGUUAGCUUCGGAUUAUGCCCUUUUCAGGCCUUCGAUAUGUAUAUUAUAUAAUGCCGCCUAUGGACCUUCUUUUCUUCUUUCCUUUUACGACUUCUGAGCG
Messenger RNA from Trematosphaeria pertusa, 3473 nucleotides. RefSeq lists its product as uncharacterized. Gene Ontology annotation, molecular function: protein binding. Lineage: Eukaryota; Fungi; Ascomycota; Dothideomycetes; Pleosporales; Trematosphaeriaceae. The transcript is spliced from 3 exons. The record is from RefSeq and is a predicted model, not a curated record. The coding region runs from base 400 to 3297 and encodes 965 amino acids.